CUUCCAAAUCCAAUUUCGUUUUGAAGCGAUUCGAACUCAAAAAGCCCUACACCAUCAUUCCCGGCCGCGCCACACCGCUGAAUCUUCAUUCCUCUUUUACUCUCACUCUCUGCGCCGGAGUUCGCCUGAUUCCGGCCGCCAUGAAAGACUCCGAUGACGGAGAAGAGCUUCACUCCGACUCUAACAAGCGCAAGCUCGAACAGAAUAUUCAAUUGGCUAAGCUAAAAGCUCAGGAAAUCGUUGCUAAGAUAGUGAGCGAUGCCGAGUCCAAACGCCCUCGUUUUGACUAUGAAUCACCCGCUACCGCCCCCGCGCCACAAAACCCUCCAUUACCCUCCUCUUCAUUUCCUGUUUCUUCUGGUACUCAAACAGGUCCAUAUCGUGGGUUUCAAACCACGAGUAAGAAAAUAAAUAUUCCAACUAUGAAGGUUGGAUUGAUUAUCGGGAAAGGUGGAGAAACAAUCAAAUACCUACAACUUCAAUCAGGGGCUAAAAUCCAGAUCACUAGAGAUUUCGAAGCUGAUCCUCAGUCUUUGACGAGAGACGUUGAAUUAAUGGGCACUUCAGAACAAGUUAGCAGGGCAGAACAACUUAUUAAUGAAGCAAUUGCGGAGGCAGAUUCAGGGGGUUCUGCCUCAACUGCAAAUCAGGCAAUGAACUCAAGUCAACCUGGAGUCGAGCAGUUUGUAAUGAAGAUUCCUAAUAAUAAGGUUGCACUUGUCAUUGGAAAGGGAGGUGAAACUAUAAAGAGUAUACAGAGCAAGUCAGUUGCACGCGUUCAGAUUAUCCCUUUGCACCUUCCUCCAGGAGAUACUUCGAUUGAGAGAACUGUUUAUAUUAAUGGUCUGAAGGAGCAGAUCGAGUCAGCCAAAGAAAUGAUUAACGAAGUAAUAAAUGGGAAACGUCUGGUAAAUGCCUCUGAAACUACUAGCUAUGCACAACCAACGUACCCCCCUCCUAACAAUUGGUCUCAAGCUGGACAACCUCCAUUGCAGCAACCCCAAUAUGGAUAUGCACCCGGAACCUAUCCACCGCCUCCAGGGGCUCCGUAUUAUAGUAAUUAUCCAACUCAAGUAGGAAGCUGGGAUCAGGCAAACCAAUCAACCAUUCAGCCAUCCGAACAAAGUACAGGAUAUGAUUACUAUGGCCAACAGUCUCAUUUCGGGUCAGCUCCUCCGUAUCAUAGCUAUGCCUACGGUCAAUCAGCCUCAACUGGCACUCAUGGUUAUGAUCAGAGCUACUCCCAACAGGCACCGAGUUAUGGGCAAAAUUUCUCCGGCCAGUUUCAUCCAGACGAUCGGCAAAGCAUGUACCUUAACUCAGGGGGUGCACCACCUUCUGUGCCAUCAACAAAUGGAACCUCUGAGGGUACAUAUCCGGGUGCAGCAUACCAAGUUUCCAAUGGCCAACCAAUGGCAAACCCUCUGUCUGGGUACUGGACUUACCCAAGCGACACGACCCAACUGCUUCCUCAGGCUGGAAAUGACCCUUCCGAGUCUUAUCCACCUCAGCCCAUGUAUGAACAGAGUGAGUACCCUCCACCACCGGGCGUGUAUUCUCAGGAAGUAACACCCUCAGCUCCGGGUCCUACACAGCGCGGAGUUGAACCAUCUCGAGAUGGAAAUUCAAAUGGAGCGCAAAGCUUAUCUCCUGCUGUGCAGGAAACUGCCAAUUCAGAAAGUUGACCAUGGUGUGUAGUUUAUCAGUUCUUCCUUCAUUUUUUACCGAUAUACAAAACAUAUUUUGAUAGCCAUUUUAGGGCCUCUGUAAUGAACUUUACUCAUGAAAUGCCAAGUUACUUUCCUAUUCAUAUUAUUGGAUGCAGAGAUGUAAACAAAGGUUGGACAAGC
This is a messenger RNA of Cucurbita maxima (winter squash), 1850 nucleotides long. RefSeq names its product far upstream element-binding protein 2-like. Gene Ontology annotation, cellular component: cytoplasm. Bases 141 to 1685 code for a protein of 514 amino acids. The transcript is spliced from 8 exons. Gene Ontology annotation, molecular function: mRNA binding. Lineage: Eukaryota; Viridiplantae; Streptophyta; Magnoliopsida; Cucurbitales; Cucurbitaceae. The record is from RefSeq and is a predicted model, not a curated record. Gene Ontology annotation, biological process: regulation of gene expression.